Messenger RNA from Neolamprologus brichardi, 939 nucleotides. Lineage: Eukaryota; Metazoa; Chordata; Actinopteri; Cichliformes; Cichlidae. The record is from RefSeq and is a predicted model, not a curated record.
AUGCACAAUCAGCAUCUGAGGAACAUCUAUCUUCUAAAAACAAACAUCCCUGAAUACCCUCAACCCGAGUUUCACGUGUCCAAUCUGAAACAUGACACGCAGCAAGGAGGGUUACUGAGGAUCUGGAAGGACGAAGGCUUCAAGGAUCCUCACGGAGGCCUGAAGGAUGCAGACGGCCUGUCCCUGGUGUGGUGGAGUCUGGCUGUGGGCCCCCAGGAGAUCCAGUCAGCUGAGACCAGGCUCCUCGACAAGGUCUACCCAAACCGGAUGGAGAAGCAGGCUGAAAAGAAGCCGAGCUACCUGGACGAGAUCUACCCAGACCGGAACAAGCAGGAGAGCUUCCUCUGGAAGUUUGCCACCUCUCCGGCCUUCAGUGAGAAGUCCAGUUUUGGAUCGUACCGCUUCACCUUCCCCCUGCACGAAGUGGUGACCGCCUACAGCCAGCAGUUUUGCUCCGGAGCUCCGCCCAUGAUAAGGCUGUUCAAGACCGCCCUCUGCAAUCAGGAAGUGCAGUACUCUGUGCUGGUCCACAGCCCGGCCUCUGAGCUCUUCUCAGAGUAUCCUCUGCUUCCGUAUGAUGACCCGAACGCCGUCUUCACUUACAGAGAUGGACACUUCAUCUGGAGGUCACAGGCCAUGUGCGAGACACACAGUUGGAAAUUGACACAAGAACCUGACAAAAACCAGAUGGAAGCUGACAGUCUAUAUUCUUUUCAACGUCAGUUUUAUGUCUGGGAUAAUGUCGCCAUCGCCCUGCACGUGGACCAUGGACAGGUGCUGAAGUUUGACUGUGAUCGACUGAGAGCAAACCUCACGUACUGUGAGGAACCUGAAGAGGAUGUUGUAACAAAGCUUUCGUUAGCUGGAGAACUACAGCAGGACCUGAUGGAGGCUGAGGACUUCUGUGGAUCUGCUAACGGAUCCACAUUAUCUGUAUAA